CGGACGGGAGUACAGUUUUUGCAUCCUCACAAAACGGCGGCUUUUUGGUUUUGUCGCUUUUAGAUCCUAGCAGGCAAGGGCAGCUGACAGAUAGGUGGAAGCGAGUCGCUGAAGUGGAACUUUAUUCACCAGCGCCCGUUCUUCGCAGCACCAGCUUCCGAUCAUGUCAGGAAAUACAAUACGCGCAGGGCUAGUUGAGAAUUAAACAUCUGCCACUAACUUUAGGAGCGCAAAAAGAUGAUAAAAUCAUGCACAAGAAGUAGAACCUCAACCUGAACCGCUUUUCGUCGUCCUGUCGCACGAUCGAAGCACACGACCCUGCGCACUACGGCUCUGACACGCGGAGGUUGACACAGCGCUACAACUUACGCACUUCUCCAGUACUUCUACAGGAUGAAGAUUGCAGAGGAAAAUAACAUUCCCAGUUUCGACUUCAUUCCGGGUUCUGCGGCGACAGGGCAGCACAAGAUCACGUCGAUGCAACAGAACGGGAGAAGUUCUUGUCCUUUUACUAGCGACGAAGUUGUAAUUACUUGGAGUAAAAAAGAUUGUUGUUCAACCAGCCACGGUAGUACAUCAAGGGAUGCUUCUUGUUCUCACGACUGCCCUGGUCGUGCUACAACGUCGCUCGGUGGUCGUCUGCUGCGAGGAGGUUCUUGGAACAGGAACGCAGAUGAGGCGCUUUUUGCUUCGAUCAUUGGGAACCCGAGGAAAUACCGAGGAGUGCUUUUCUGCGCGCUUCUUUUCGCGAUGCUCUUCUUGUUCACGAUUUUUUGCCUUGUCGGAUCAGGACUUUGCGGGCUUGCUCCGAGCAACUGGAAGAUCAUUUCUUGGCAGAACAAGUUCAAUUCUCUUGGCGUUUCACCAUCUCUUGGCGCAACAUCUCCACCACAAAGUGGAAUGCCAUCUCGUGCGGACGGUGAAAAAAUUAUAGGACUUUCGAGAAGCGAAAAUGAAAGUAAUCGCAGGUGGACGGCGACGGCCGCGCACGAGGUUGCGGAAGAAAACGUGUCAACAGGAGAAGGCGAGCAGAACUUCGCUGUAGUACCUGGCGCGCCGACCGCGGUUGAGACUAGUGCUGAAGUUGUUGCCGAUCUUGUACGAGGGGACCACGGCGCUUCUGUGCAAGAACAGCGCCGCCUGCGAGCGCAGCAGUUUCUCGAGCUGCACUACGGGAGUCAGGCCGCGGCCUCGGCGAUGCUCGAAGAGGAGCGUGUGAACGGGGACGUCGGAAUCGCCACCGCUGCUGUUGUCGGCUUGGGCUCUGCUGCUGCAGCUGCUGGCACACGACGACGUAAACACCUGACGGCCGAGAGCGAGUUCGAGCAGGAACGGCAGGCACGGGAGGCCAAGACCGCGUCGGGUAAGAAAGCAGCCGAUCUCAAGGCACAGAUCGUUCGAUUCGAGGCGCACCAACGGGAUGGCAAGGAAUUUCGACAGGUGAACCAACUUGGCGACACUUCCGACCUGAACGAUCGGGCAGCGAACAGUGGGGGCGGUGCGCCGCCGAGCCGAAGAUCCAGCAGGCCCAGUGGCGCGGCGAACAUGUGGACUCACAACGCCGCGCACGAUGAGGCGCAUCGAUGAGGCGCAUGCGAAUGGCGAUUGAAUCAGCCUCCAAAAAAUGGUCCUGCUGCUGUGCCGUACAUGUGACAGGGCUGCAUUAACAGUGGCGUCGGCAUGCUUUUUACUAAAUAUGGAACAAAGUAGAAACUACAAAACACAAAACCACUGAGAGGACGUUGAUGUCAGCUACAGUGGAGCAAUAUGACCGCGCAAAUCCAUGUAUUCGACCGUACCAGAUCUGUG
This is a messenger RNA of Amoebophrya sp. A120, 1809 nucleotides long. Lineage: Eukaryota; Dinophyceae; Syndiniales; Amoebophryaceae. The record is from the annotation of a GenBank genome assembly.